GGCAGCAUCAGUCUCCUGGAUCCUGGGUGUGUGCAGUCACUUCAAUCAAGAGUCUGGGACUGUAAACACAAGGAACGGAUCAACGUGAGUCCACCUGUGCCUGUCACCUGGUUUGAAAACUUCUUCUCCUUCUCCACCGGACGGACAGAGAAUGGGAAACUAUCCGAGCUAGUUUCUGAAGAGGACACAAAUUUAGGGGGGGGAACUGUGCUAAAAUUGCCAGGUUGAGCCUUCAGUCACACCAUUUACCUCCAGAGAAGGAACAGGGGCACAGGGAAGAUGCAGACCUUCCUGAAAGGCCGGAGAGUCGGCUACUGGCUCAGCGAGAAGAAGAUGAAGAAGCUUAAUUUUCAGGCCUUUGCUGAUUUGUGCAGGAAAAGAGGAAUAGAAGUUGUUCAGCUGGACCUCAGCCAGCCUCUGGAGGAGCAGGGUCCCCUGGACGUCAUCAUCCACAAACUGACAGACCUCAUCCUGGAGGCUGACCAGAAUGAUUCACAGGCUGUGCUGCUGGUGCAAAGAGUACAAGACUACAUUGAUGCCCACCCUGAGACCAUUAUACUGGACCCCCUUCCAGCCAUCCGAACUCUGCUGGAUCGCUGCAAGUCCUACCAGCUCAUCCACAGGAUAGAGAGCUGUAUGCAAGAUGAGAGAAUUUGCUCUCCUCCAUUCAUGGUCCUGAACUCGGAGUGCAGCCCAGAUGUGCUGGAGCAGAUCAAGAGGCAAGGACUCACAUUCCCCUUCAUUUGCAAAACACGGGUUGCUCAUGGAACCAACUCCCACGAGAUGGCCAUUAUCUUCAGUGAAGAGGACCUGAAUGACGUGAAGCCUCCUUGUGUGAUCCAGAGCUUCAUCAACCACAACGCAGUGCUCUACAAGGUGUUUGUAGUGGGAGACUCCUACACUGUGGUGGAGAGACCUUCACUGAAGAACUUCCCCGCUGGACCGGCAGACAGGAAAGCAAUUUUCUUCAACAGCCACAAUGUUUCCAAACCAGAGUCGUCCUCAGACUUGACCACAAGAGAGAACGUGGAGGGAGUGUCUCAGCCACCCAGUGAUGAUGUCAUCAGAGAGUUGUCCAGGUCAUUGCGGCAGGCGCUGGGCGUGUCCCUGUUUGGUAUCGACGUCAUCAUCAACAACCAAACAGGCCAACAUGCCGUCAUUGACAUCAAUGCAUUCCCUGGUUAUGAGGGCGUCCCAGAGUUUUUCAAUGACCUCCUGAACCACAUCACCAGCGUGCUUCAGAGCCACAACCCAGACUUCGCCCCUGCCAGCGAGCAGCCCAAAGGCACCACGGUACCUAACGCCGCCACACCGGCCCCCGGCUGCUGCAGCAUGCUGGGAAAAGAGGCCAGCGGCAGCCCCUGGAUCGUAGAGGGCGACGGAGGGCUAAAGGGCCCUCGUCAGAGACUGGGCUGCAACUCGGCUAUGUCUCCCAACUUCCAGCAGCACUGUGUUUCCACAAUAGCUACCAAGGCUUCCUCCCAGUGACUGAUCCCCUGCCCCCACUCCGUUUGAUCCCUGAACAAAAAACGGAUGACAAUGGUGACAAUAAUAAUGAAUAAUAAUCAUAAUAAUUAUGAUGUUGAUAAUAUAUCUAAUCAAAAAAACCUUUUCCUAUAUAGUUAUUGAAAAUGAUGGUGAUUGGGUGUAAGCAUUUUUCUCUCUGCCUUUUUGUAUUUUUCGUUUUGUCUAAUGAGACUUAACAGUACUGUAAUGUGAACUUUUGGGAACUUUUGCCUAAUAGCUGAUUUUAUUUUUCUCUCUCGUGUGAGUUCUCUAAUGAAAAAGGGUCCAGAUGAGGUAGCUAAUGGGAAUGGUCGAAUCAGCAGUGGAGAAAGAUGGGCCACUAGAUGUGCAAUGUAUGAUCUGUUGUAUCUCUCUCUCUCUCACACACACACACACACACGCACACACACGCAGGUACGUUUACAUUGUGACGGGCCGUGCCAGUGAUGUGUAUUUGUAUUCUGGUCAAUACCACUGACUCCCUCGGCACAAAGUGAGGGGGAGAAAAGGUGGCUGGACAUUUGAACACUACUCCGCAGAUCCCGGGCUGCUAUGUGACUGUGGCAAACUGAUGGCAGAGGACAUAAUGAGUCUGAACAUGAACGGCAAGAUAGUUUUGGGUUUCAUUAGUUUAAACAAACAGGUAAGCCGUUUACUUUUCCGAGUGCCAUCAAAUUUACUUUGAGCGUAGGAAGGACGCCUGCAGAAAAAAACAUGAUCUUCAGUGAUUAAAAAGAAAGAAAGUAAAUGUCCGUGGCCAUGUGACCAAGUUUGUUUUUUUUGAUGAUGUUGCACCAAUGUUUAUAGGUCUUUGAGCGUUUUACUGUAUGUCGGAUGCCGGAUGUUAGGUGUUCAACAAACAAACCGCGUCCUUGUUUGAGUCCCAGUUUGAGUCGCUCCAGUACAGGAAGACGAGGAUCACAUUCCCUUUUUGUGUUUGUGGAUGUUUUCAGAGAAUUCCAUGAUUUUUCAGAAUUCCAAGUGGGAUCUUGUGAGACUCUCAUCACUUCAUGGGUUUGUAGUCUCCUUAAACAGACUCUCCACGUGUCUUCAAUGCUUAUAUCUGUAAUGUGAGCAAACUACACUCUUGAGGCCAACUUGACUUAGGGCCAAUCUGAAAAUAAAUUAUUCCACUAAAAUGAAGGUAAAAUGUGUGUUUUAAUACCCACCAAUUGGGUAUUAAUUAUUUUGAUACCAUUAAAUGACAACAGUUAUAGAUAACAAAGGAAUUUGUUCAGCUUUAUUACCUCUGAUUUAAUUUCCCUCUAACAGCACUUAUUACAAAAUGUAGUUAAAGAAACCUUCAGUCCCGUUAGUUCAUUUGCUUCAAGCUUAAAUUCUCCGACCUGUCUUCUGUUCCAGCUGCUGUAUUUGUGUCACAUGUUAAAAUCAUUAGGAGGGGAAGUGGGGGAAGACAGUCCAGCUCUUGUUCCCAGUGUUCACUGUGAGAUUUUUUUACUUCAAUUUUGUUAAUAUCUUUGUCCUGAUAUCUACUAAGAGCAACUUUAUUUUAUUGAGAUUUUAUGGGGGAAAAUGUUUUAUAUAAAUGAAAUGAAAGCAUGGGCUGUUUUUGAACAAACAGUGGAUAUUUACAAGAGCUAUGGUAGAAAUGGGUCUGGCUAUACAGGUGGUGUCAAAGGGACAGAUGAGCUUGUGGUUGAUGCUGUUGUCUCCCUCUAGCAUCUAGUGGGAAAGAGUGCCAACCUGCAAUGCAAACAGAUUUUUGCAUUCCUCUGAGCCUGCUGCUUCUCUUGUCCCAGAGAGCUCCUCCUAGCUGUUUUAUUUCCUCCAUCAGUUUCUGAGGGGAACUGACUGUCCUCUUGCUCAUCCUGUGGUGAUAAACAAGUGUGUCAGCACAGCCAUCUCACCAGCAUCUCUCUGGGACCAAAGAAUACCAAUGACAUUAUGAAAACUGGUUUUCUCUAGACGCAUCAUAUUUAUGAGAAUAUUUCCACAACACAGGUUAGUAUCCUGUUUUAAUCUCUCAUAAUGUGUCAUGAAGUGACAAUAAAUUCAAAAUAUGAUAUAAUAUUCAAAAUGCAAAGGUAUUGCAGCAGGUUCAGGGGAACCUUUCACAUCCUUUUCCCCAAUUCCUCAUCUAGAAAUGGGUGCAAAGUUUUGGGUGUGUCCCUGUUUAGGCUGAUAUCUGUGUACACCACUGAAAUUGUGUGUCCUAUGUUGUGUUCCUUAACGUGCUUCUAAAUGGGAAAUAAAUGGUUAAUCCUACCCUUUGUCAUUUCUGCAACCCAGACAGUCAUCAUGCUCCCAGCUUCCACCUGAAUGUUUACGUCUUGUACAGUACGUGUAUAUAUGCCUAGCCUAGGCUUACAGCCGUACAGUAUGUUUUGUAUCAGUUCUGUAAUUGAGAGAAAUCCACAAUUUUGUGACCUUUUUUUAAAUUAAAGGGCCAAACCAACAGGGUGAAAUAAACAUGAGAAACCUUA
Siniperca chuatsi (mandarin fish) is the source of this 3950-nucleotide messenger RNA. RefSeq names its product inositol-tetrakisphosphate 1-kinase b (gene itpk1b). Lineage: Eukaryota; Metazoa; Chordata; Actinopteri; Centrarchiformes; Sinipercidae. Gene Ontology annotation, cellular component: cytoplasm. The transcript is spliced from 11 exons. Bases 280 to 1488 code for a protein of 402 amino acids. Gene Ontology annotation, molecular function: inositol-1,3,4-trisphosphate 6-kinase activity; inositol-1,3,4-trisphosphate 5-kinase activity; inositol-3,4,5,6-tetrakisphosphate 1-kinase activity. The record is from RefSeq and is a predicted model, not a curated record. Gene Ontology annotation, biological process: inositol trisphosphate metabolic process.